UAGGGAUGUGGUUGCUUUGGCUGAUGAUUCUUCCACCACCACCCUACCAACCCCUGGCUCUAUUCUUUUUAAAUUCACAUUUUUAAUUCAAUUAUAAAUCUUUUUAAUCCCUAAAAAGUCCCUUUUGCCACUGAAACCGAUAUUUUUAAUUUAUUUAUUACCAAUUCAUCAGUUCAAAGCAACAACAACACUACAAAGUAGUAGGAUCAGGAAUCUCAGGAAGCUCCAGGGACAAAACAAAGUCUCGAUCUUUAAGAUGAGAGGUGGGAGUCUAUGGCAGCUAGGGCAAUCCAUAACCCGUCGUCUAGCUCAAUCCGACAAGAAAGCUCUGUCACGCCGCUGCUUCUCCUCUGACGCCGACCUUAAAAAGACAGCUCUUUACGACUUCCACGUCGCACACGGUGGAAAGAUGGUUCCUUUCGCUGGCUGGAGCAUGCCGAUUCAGUACAAAGACUCCAUCAUGGACUCGACCGUUAACUGCAGAGUCAAUGGCAGUUUGUUUGAUGUUGCUCACAUGUGUGGUUUGAGCCUCAAGGGCAAAGACUGUGUUCCUUUUCUCGAGACGCUCGUGGUUGCUGACGUGGCUGGUUUGGCUCCUGGGACCGGGAGCUUGACGGUGUUCACGAACGAGAAGGGAGGUGCUAUUGAUGACUCGGUGAUUACCAAAGUGACGGAUGAGCAUAUCUAUUUGGUGGUGAAUGCUGGUUGUAGGGAUAAGGAUUUGGCUCAUAUUGAAGAGCACAUGAAGGCUUUUAAAUCCAAAGGUGGUGAUGUCUCUUGGCAUAUUCAUGAUGAUAGAUCUCUUCUCGCCCUUCAGGGUCCUUUGGCUGCUCCGGUGCUUCAACAUUUGACUAAAGAAGACUUGAGCAAGCUUUACUUUGGGCAGUUCCAGAUUCUGGACAUUAAUGGUUCCACUUGCUUCCUUACCAGGACCGGGUAUACUGGGGAAGAUGGGUUUGAGAUCUCGGUUCCAUCCGAGCAUGCAGUUGAUUUAGCCAAAGCAAUCCUGGAGAAAUCCGAGGGAAAAGUAAGACUCACAGGCCUAGGAGCAAGAGACAGUCUCAGGCUAGAAGCAGGGCUUUGUCUCUACGGCAACGACAUGGAGCAACACAUUUCUCCUGUCGAAGCUGGGCUCACAUGGGCCAUAGGGAAACGCAGAAGAGCCGAAGGAGGGUUUCUUGGAGCUGAUGUGAUCCUCAAACAGCUUCAAGAUGGACCAACGAUCAGAAGAGUUGGAUUCUUCUCUUCGGGACCACCAGCAAGGUCGCAUAGCGAGGUGCAUGAUGAAAGUGGUAACAAGAUUGGUGAGAUCACGAGUGGUGGGUUUAGUCCCAACUUGAAGAAGAACAUUGCCAUGGGGUAUGUUAAGUCGGGUCAGCAUAAGAAUGGGACCAAAGUUAAGAUCGUGGUCCGUGGGAAGCCUUAUGAAGGCAACAUCACUAAGAUGCCGUUCGUGGCUACCAAAUAUUACAAGCCGUCAUGAUGUGGGUGUCUUCUUCGUCUGUGACUUGUGUCUCUUGCUUUUCUUGAAUGACUUCUGUUUUCUUUGUUCUGAUUUGGCAUGAAAGUGUACGUUCUUUUUGCCAAGAGGGUAUUUGCUUGUUUCACUGUUAUUGAAAUAAAAUUUUAACACA
This is a messenger RNA of Brassica napus (rape), 1634 nucleotides long. Its product is annotated as aminomethyltransferase, mitochondrial-like. The transcript has 4 exons. Gene Ontology annotation, cellular component: mitochondrion. Gene Ontology annotation, molecular function: aminomethyltransferase activity; protein binding. Gene Ontology annotation, biological process: glycine decarboxylation via glycine cleavage system. The record is from RefSeq and is a predicted model, not a curated record. NCBI's taxonomy places the organism in Eukaryota, Viridiplantae, Streptophyta, Magnoliopsida, Brassicales, Brassicaceae. The coding region runs from base 257 to 1483 and encodes 408 amino acids.